Passer domesticus (house sparrow) is the source of this 5372-nucleotide messenger RNA. RefSeq names its product microtubule associated protein 4 (gene MAP4). The transcript has 23 exons. NCBI's taxonomy places the organism in Eukaryota, Metazoa, Chordata, Aves, Passeriformes, Passeridae. Gene Ontology annotation, cellular component: neuron projection. The record is from RefSeq and is a predicted model, not a curated record. The coding region runs from base 214 to 3660 and encodes 1148 amino acids. Gene Ontology annotation, biological process: neuron projection development; microtubule cytoskeleton organization. Gene Ontology annotation, molecular function: microtubule binding.
GCCCCGCCCCCCUGCGGGCAGCAGGGUAGUGCGCUCGGCGCGCGGCCAGCGCGGCUCCCCUCCCCGCUCCUCCUCCCGCCGGGCCCGCAGGGGACAGCGACACUCGCCAGGCGCCUCCGUCCCGGCGCUGCCCCGCGCCCCCGCCGCUCGAUAAGCAGCUCCUGAGGACUGAAGUACCUGCCCAGGGAACACCUGCUCCUGAGGUGCUCAGGCAUGGCUGACCUGGACCACUCCCUGAGCCUGGCCGACGCUCUGACGGAGCCGCCGCCCGACGUGGAGCCCGAGGUGAAGAGGGACUUCAUCGCCACGCUGGAGGCUGAGAAGUUUGAUGACGUGGUGGGGGAGACUGUGGACAAGACAGACUACGUGCCCCUGCUGGAUGAUGAGGACGAGGCCAGGCCUGGCAGCCAGGAGCCCAAGAGCAAAGGCCACGUGGACGGGAUUGCCGUGGAAAAUUCCUCAGCCUCGGGGCCCACGGUGGUGGAGAACGGUGACCACGGGCUGCAGGACCACCACACAGUAUUCCCAGGAGAAAUCAUGGAUGAGAAGAUGUCCUACAAAGAGUUCCUGGAUCGCAACGACUCCUGGUCAGCAGAGGAGAGGGACCUGUGCUUCAAACCCAUGGACGUGGCUGACCCCUUCAGCCUGCACAGAGGGGACAACCUGCCGGAGCUGUCCUUCCCCACGGACAUGAAGAACGCGCCGCUGUUCCCGGGCCACGCCGAUGCUGCCAGGGACAUCCUCGCUCCACAUGGAUCCAUGAUGGCACCUGAACAACCUUUCCUGGGGUCCCUGUAUUCCCCUGCAGAGGCUCUGGACCCAUCAGCCUUCAUCGGCCUCGAGUCAGGUACAGAAUUCCUGCCAGGAAAAGCAGUCCCUGAAGAAUACUGGAUGGGAGCUCAGCAGGACAUGAAGGGACCAGAUACCUCUUUCUUUGUUGAACCACCAGUGCCCCCUGCAGCCACAGAAGCCAUCAGGACGAGCCUGCCCGAGAGCCCCACGGCAGCAGCAGCCCCUGGGAACGUUCCUGCUGCAGCCCCAGCACUGCCAGCAGAGGCUGCAGCCCCCGAGGGACCAAAGGCUGCAGCUGCAGGUGCAGCCUCUGUUCCCGCCGCCGACGCCGCGUCCCUUCCCGCAGAGAAAGCUGGAGCUGUCCCUGCUGGAGACACCAAACCUCCCCAAAGCCCUGCAGCAGCAGCAGCCAGCCCUUUCCAUGCCACAGAUGGGGGCUUCUCUCCUGCACCUGAAGGCAACCUUCCCAAAGGUGUCAAUGACAUGUCCACCCCGGGGACAGAGCUCGGCUUCGCCCCGGCAGCAGAUGCUGGAUCCCACCAUGGGGUGGAUUUGGGGUUUGCUCCAGCAGCAGGCGUGGAGUCCCACCAGGCCAUGGAUUUGGGAUUUGCCCCAGCAGCAGGUAUGGAGUCCCACCAAGCCAUGGAUUUUGGAUUUUCCCCAGCAGCAGAUGUGGAGUCCCACCAGAACAUGGAUUUGGGGUUUGCUCCAGCAGCAGGUGUGGAAUCUCACCAGACCAUGGAUUUGGGAUUUGCUCCAGCAGCAGAUGUGGAAUGUCACCAGAACAUGGAUUUGGGAUUUGCUCCAGCAGCAGGUGUGGAGUCCCACCAGACCAUGGAUUUGGGGUUUGCCCCGGCAGCAGAUGCAGAACCUCACCAUACCUUGGAUUUGGGAUUUGCUCCAGCAGCAGAGAACAAAGCUCAGCAGGUUAUGGGCUCUGAGUUUGGCCCUGCAGCAGAAGUCAACCAUCACCAUGGCCUGGAUUCUGGGUUUGCUCCUGCAGCUCCAGCCAAGCCUGUCCCUGCUGUGGAUGGAGGGAAGGUGGAGGCUCAGCCUGGCCCUGCAGCUGCCCCCAGCAUGGCUGUGUCUGGGGAGCUGCUGACAUCUGAGGCUGCCCUGCAGCAGGACAAGUCUCCUGCAGAAGCAACAGCAAAGGUGGAGGCGGAAUCCAAAGUCCCAGAAGUUGCUGUGGAUCACUCAGAGGAGGUGAAGGACAGGAAACCUCCCCCGAGCCCCCGGGAGGAGGAAAUUCCCGGGAAAAGCAAGCAGCCCCCGGAGGCAGCAGCUGAAGCAAAAGGAGCACUAGAAAACAACAAAGACCUUCCAGAAAAAUCUGCUCCUGCUGAGAAUGGUGAGACACAGAAGGAGGAGGCUGAGCACAACCACGUCCAACAUGCAGAACCUCAGGAAGGGAAAACCCUGCAGGAGCCCACAGCCAAGGCAGAGGAGGCCAAGGCAGCCGAGGCCGUGAGUGGGAACGACAUCACAGCUCCUCCCAACAAGGAGCUGCCCCCCAGCCCCGAGAAGAAGAGCAAGCCUGCUGCAUCCUCCUCCACUGCCAAGGCGGCGGCAGCGAGAGCCAAGCCCUCGGCCAGCAGCAGCCCCAAGCGGCCCAGCUCGGCCGCCCCGGGCACAAACAAAAAGCCCACGAGCCCCAGUGCAGCUCCUGCUCCAGGCACCACCUCCAAACGCCCCGGCACCAGCAGCACCCGUCCCUCCACCCUCACUCCAAAAGAGACUAAACCAAAGGUCGCGGAUGCGAAGCCCGCGGAGAAGAGAACCUCCCUGUCCAAGCCUGCCUCCUCCACGGCUCCCAAAACCCCUUCCAGGAGCUCCUCUGCUGCUCCCCGGACCACGGCGCCGUCGCCGGUGACGGCAGCGGCCGCUGCCAAAACCACGGCGGCCACUCCUCCCAAGAGGCCGACCUCCAUCAAGACAGACACGAAGCCGGCAGAUGCCAAGAAACCCCCUGCAAAGUCUCCCUCAGCAGAUUCCAGCCGCCCCAAGAGCGCUCCCGGCAGCGUCCCCAAGAGCAGCGCCACCACUCCUUCCACCACGGCCUCCAGCGUGCCCGCCGCGGCCACCAGCCGGCCCAAGCCCAAAGGCACGGCCCCCAAAGCCGCCGCGGCCUCCACGGUGUCGGCAGACGCCAAGAAAGCGCCGGGCAAGGCCGUGGGCAGCAGAGGCAGCGCCGCAGCCGCGCCGCGAGCGCCGCGCCCGGCCAGCGCCGCCGGGCCCGACCUGCGCAACGUGCGCUCCAAGAUCGGCUCCACGGACAACAUCAAGCACCAGCCCGGCGGGGGAAAGGGGAAGGUAGAGAAAAGGCCAGAGUCAGCCGCCGCCGCGCCCAGCUCUGAGCCCAGCGCGGGCACUAAAGUGGCUCCCAAAGUGGCAGCAAAAGAGGGGGUCCCCAAACAGCCCAAUGGGAAAGUCCAGAUAGUCUCCAAAAAAGCGAACUACAGCCAUGUUCAGUCCAAGUGUGGUUCCAAGGACAAUAUUAAGCAUGUCCCUGGAGGUGGGAAUGUGCAGAUCCAGAACAAGAAAGUCGACCUUUCCAAAGUGUCCUCCAAGUGUGGAUCUAAAGCAAAUAUCAAGCAUAAGCCAGGGGGAGGAGACGUCAAAAUCGAGAACCAGAAGCUGAACUUCAAGGAGAAGGCCCAGGCCAAAGUGGGAUCUCUGGACAACGUGGGACACUCGCCGGCCGGAGGAGCCGUCAAGGCGGAGGGCGGCGCGGAGCCGCCGAACGGAGCGGGGCCGGGCCCGGCGCUGCGGGAGAACGGCGUGGGGCCGGGCCUGGCCGCCCUCAGCAGCGCCGACCAAAGGGAAAUGCAGAGCCUGGACACCCACAUCCAAGAAACAAGCAUCUAAUGAUGACAUUAUGGUAUCGUCUUCCAUUCCCCUCCUGUCCCUUGUCUCCUCCUCUCCCCGUGUCCCCCUGUCCCCUGCCCUUGUGUCGCUGCAGAUUGAGUCUCACAAGCUGACGUUCCGUGCGAAGGCCAAGGCUGGAACGGACCACGGAGCGAAAUCGUCGUCUCCAAACCCCCCACCCUUUCCAGCAGCACCUGCCCCCGGCGUAGCACCUCCGCCAGGACAGCCUGGGCUCCGUCGCCUCCCCGUCACCGCUGCCGCCCAGCAAGGCUUGUGACCCCCGGCCCUCUCCACGCCCCGGGGCCCCCAGCUUGGCUCUCUUAACCCGGCUCUGCCUCUAGGUGGGAGGGGGACGAUGUUCUUGGGCCGCCCGGGCUGGGGUCCCUCGGCGGCCGGGCCGGGCAGGGCUCCCCUCCAUCCCUCCCUCCAUCCCUCUCUCCUCCCUCUCCGUGCCCUCCCGCUGGCCCGGGGACUCUCGAGGGUCGCUGUGUCGGGGCCGGAGCGGAGCAGAGCCCUGGGCGGGCGAGGCCAGGCCGAGUUAACAGGGAUAAGCUGUGAUCUUUCUUUCUGUCUCUUUUUUUAACCCCUUCCCUCCUCGCCGCUUCAGUUUCUGCCGCCUGUGGGAUGCUGAUAAAUCCCCUCCACACUCGUUAGGCUGUUUUAACUGUUGACUUGAACCUUUUAUUCUUUGUGACGAAGUGUUGAUGAUUUAUCGUGUUCGAACCCGUGCUAAGUUUCCUUUUCUCUUUCCUUCUUUUCCGACCCGUAGGAGAGUAGGGACAUUUAACCGCUGCUGCCGUGCUGGCUUCUUACUGACAUAUCCAGCCGUUGUAACUUCUUUGUUGUUGUUUGGGGUUUUUUCUUUUAAUAUUUUAAAACGAUGGAGCGAGUUCAUGGGAUUAAGCCAUGUCCGGAACGAAAGGCACAGGAAUGUGUAGAGGGCAAACUUGCUGUGAGAGCUCAGGUGGAGCCUGUGUUGACCUCGAGAUGUGUAAUUGAUGCUCGAGAUGUGUUAAUUGAUGCUCGAGAUGUGUUAAUUGACGCUCGGAGCCCUCCCCGGGUGCCUUCUGCCAAGGUGGAUUAUUUAUUAAGGGCACGGCCGAGCCCUGGGGUUUGUCCCGUUUCUCCAGGGCCGAGGCUGGAGGGAGCAGGAGGCAGGGCAGGAGUUCCGAGGCUGCAGCAGGUCCGUGGGGGUGUGUGGGGCUGUGUGGUUCUUGGGGUGAUGGAGGGGGACCCGAGCAGCGCCGGGAUGAGCAGGGCCUGCAGGAGCAGGGAAGGGCAGCGCUCACCCGGGGCCUCGGCGGGGCAGCAGGGCAGGGCUGGUGCCAGGAAGGAGAUCUAACCACUCUUGGAGCUCCUCGUUUCAAAUGACACUAAAGAAACGCAGUGUAAAUAAAUUCAAACAAAAGAAAAGAAAAGUGUUCUUGGGUGGUCAAACUAAUUUAAAGAGGGAAAAAAAAAAAAAAAAAGGCAAGCAGAAUAACAAAACACUGGGAUCAAAGAGAACUGAACCAGGCGUGUGCUAAGGGGGGCUGCUCCAGGAGGGGACAGAGGGAAGCCUGCAGCUUCUCAUGCUUGUGGGAGUAUUUCUUUGGGAAGCCAACAACGACACGAUAACCCGGAAUCUGUAUUUACACACAAAGAUUCUUAUUGCACUUGUAUUUUUUAUAUUAAAGUUUGCAUGGUUUCUAAUAAAAUGGCAUUAAAAUGUA